AUGGCUUGGGCUCUUGUAUCUGCUAUCAAGGACCAGCUUAGUUCUUUCAUUGCUUCAGAGUUCUCGUCGAUUGCAAAUGUCAAGGGAGAAGUGCAAAAGCUUGAAAGCAAAUUCCACACCGUCCAAGCAAUGCUCAAUGAUGCAGAGAAACGGCAAGUGAAGGAGGAAGCUGUGAAGCUUUGGCUAGAUAAACUCAAAGAUGUAUCCUACCUGAUGGACAACGUGUUGGAUGAGUGGAACACUGCCAUGAUCAAAGCAGAGAUUGAGAAACAACAAAAAGAAUUCGGAGAAAAAGAAAAAGCUGAAACUAGUGCCGCUAAGAAGAGGAAGGUAUGGCCCCUCAUCUCAGUUCCUACUCUUUUUCAGCAUCGUGAUAUUGCUCAUAAGAUAAAAGAACUUAACCAAAAAUUAAACGAGAUUGACAGAGAGGGAGAGAUGUACAAGUUUGCAUUGACUAGGGAAAAUGAAGAAGUUGAGAGACCAAAAACAACUUCCUUUGUUGAUGAGUCUGAAAUUCUUGGUCGUGAUAAAGUUAGGGAUGAUCUAGUGAGCAUCCUAUUGGGCAAGGGUAGUGAAGAAGUAAGAAACCCCCAUGUCAUCUCUUUAGUGGGCAUGGGUGGUAUUGGAAAAACUACUCUUGCCCAACUAGCCUAUAAUGAUAAUGAGGUGAAGGAACAUUUUGAGAUAAAAGUGUGGGUUUGUGUUUCUGACCCUUUCGAUCAGUGCAAGGUGGCCAAAGAAAUCCUUGAAUCUAUUGAACAUCAAUGCCCCAACUUGACUGCAUUGCAAAGUCUAUUGGAUAGAAUUUGCAAUAAAGUUAGGGGAAAGAAGUUUCUUCUUGUCUUUGAUGAUGUGUGGACGGAAGACUCCACAAUGUGGGAGCCAUUCAGAAUUGCACUAAAAUUUGUUGCUCAAGGCAGUAAAAUUAUAGUCACCACACGUAAAAGCAGAGUUGCGGAGAUUAUGGGAAGUGCGAGCAUGUUUAAUUUGGAGGUAUUGUCUAAAGAAGAUUGUUGGUUGGUGUUUAGAAAAAUAGCAUUUUUUAAUAGGGAUCCUAGGCAAUGUGAGCAACUAGAAGGCAUCAGUAGACAAAUAGUAGAAAAAUGCAAAGGCUUGCCACUUGCUGCAAAGACUCUAGGGAGUCUAAUGCGGUUCAAGAGAAGUAUAGAAGAAUGGAGGAGAGUUUUGGAUAGCAAUUUGUGGGAAUUAGAAGUUGGGGAAAUAGAAAGUCUUUAUGCACCGUUGUUACUGAGUUAUUAUGAUUUAUCCUCACCAUUGAAACGGUGCUUCUCAUUUUGCGCUCUUUUUCCGAAAGAUUAUGUCUUUUCUAGUGUUGAGUUGGUAUAUAUGUGGAUGGCACAAGGAUAUAUCAAGUCGAAGGUAAAUAUGGGUAUAGAAAUCAUUGCUAGAGAGUACUUUGAAAAUUUAGCCAUACGAUCUUUCUUCCAAGAUUUUGAGAAAGAUGAAGAUAAUGACCAGAUAAUAAGGUGCAAAAUGCAUGACAUAGUGCAUGACUUUGCACAAUUAAUAUCAAAAAAUGAAUGCUUCACAAUCAAUAGUGACAUAGACUUGGGAGUAGAUCAUUGCUAG
Molecule: messenger RNA, 1590 nt
Organism: Quercus lobata
Lineage: Eukaryota; Viridiplantae; Streptophyta; Magnoliopsida; Fagales; Fagaceae
Product: putative disease resistance protein RGA3
Exons: 1
Coding region: 1-1590 (529 amino acids)
Molecular function (GO): ADP binding
Source: RefSeq, a predicted model, not a curated record